Cyprinus carpio (common carp) is the source of this 1464-nucleotide messenger RNA. RefSeq names its product H-2 class I histocompatibility antigen, Q9 alpha chain. The record is from RefSeq and is a predicted model, not a curated record. Bases 139 to 1209 code for a protein of 356 amino acids. The transcript is spliced from 8 exons. Gene Ontology annotation, biological process: immune response. Lineage: Eukaryota; Metazoa; Chordata; Actinopteri; Cypriniformes; Cyprinidae. Gene Ontology annotation, cellular component: external side of plasma membrane.
CGCGGAGAGACAUUUUACUAGUUCAAAGACAACAACUGAGAGCGACGUUUGGAAUUAACUUGAAUAUUUCAAGUAAUUUCUCUAGCCUGGAAUAUUAUUUUAAAUUUAAAAAGUGCUCCCUCUGAAGAAAAUGUAAGCAUGCAACUCGUUGUACUGCAUCUGUUCGUCGGAGUUCAUCUUGUUUAUGCUGGAACACACUCUCUGAGAUACUUCUACACUGGUGUGUCUGGAGUCAGUGGCCUCCCAGAGCUCACUGUGGUCGGUCUGGUAGAUGAUCAGCAGUUUAUGUAUUUUGACAGCAACACAAAGAAAGCUGUUCCGAAGACAGAGUGGAUGAGACAGAGUGAAGGAGCAGAUUACUGGGACGAAGAGACUCAGAAUGAUAAUAACUACCAUGAGAGCUUCAAAAAAAACAUCCAGAAAGCAAAGGAACGCUUCAACCAGUCAACAGGACUCCAUGUGAUGUACGGCUGUGAGUUUGAUGAUCAGACUGAAGCAACAGAUGGGUUCCAUCAGUAUGGAUAUGAUGGAGAGGACUUUGUGUCUCUGGAUCUGAAGGAGAUGAGAUGGAUUUCUCCAGUGCCGCAAGGAUUCAGCACUGUACAGAAGUGGAACAAUAACGGAGCUCUUCUUGAGAAAGACAAACAUUACUUCAGCACUGAGUGCAUCGAGUGGUUGCAGAAGUAUGUGCAGUAUGGAAAGAGCAGCCUGAAGAAAACAGUCUCUCCUCAGGUGUCUCUGCUGCAGAAGUCUUCCUCGUCUCCAGUCAAGUGUCAUGCUACAGGUUUUUACCCCAGUGGAGUAACAAUCUCCUGGAUGAGAAAUGGACAAGAUCAUGAUGAGGAUGUGGAUCUUGGUCAACUUCUUCCUAACGAGGACGGGACCUUUCAGAGGUCGAGCACCAUCAGAGUUACACCUGAAGAGUGGAAGAACAACGAGUUCAGCUGUGUGGUGGAGCACCAGGGUGAAGCCAAGACAGCAAAUGAGAUCAGGACUAACAAUGGAGAUUCUCUUCCUAUCGGUAUCAUUGUUGGUGUUGUUGCUGCUGUUGUUCUGUUGACUGUGAAUGCUGUUGUUGGAUAUGUGGUGUAUCAGAAAAAGAAAGGCUUCAAACCUGUCAGUGCAUCAGAUGAUGGUUCUAACAGCUCAACCCAUUCAGUUAAUUCAGAUCAUUCAGUUCAUUCAGACAAUCAGCUCAUUCAAAAAUAAAAAGAUGUGACGAGAUGAGUGUGAGAGAUGAAGUUUAAAAAGAUGCCUAUUCUGCUGUCCAUCUUGCUUACAACACAAACACACACUUCCUUCUCACACACAGGAACAUAUAUAUCAGUGAUGGGAUUGAUCUAUAUUAUUAUAUUAUGUUAUAUUAUAUUAUUACACGGCUCUGUGGAAUACUUGAUUCUGAUUGGUCAGUCGUGACAUUCCGAGGUAUGUUAUCUGAUAACACAGGCUCAUCCGGGUAACAGC